AUGAUUUCAGAAUUUCAUAUGAAAAAUUUGUGGGAAUGGUCUGCUAUUUAUCGCCAACAUGUUGGAUUUAAACGAAGAGGUGUAACUCUUCAGGUUGGCUGUUAUGACUUAUUAUGCACGCACUGUCAACUAAUAAUUUUUUUUCCUUAUUAUAUUCCAGUUUCAUGUACAUGGACGCCGACGAAUGUGAAAUUAUUUUCCGAUUUUAGAGCCGGAGAAUGUGAACUAGUAAAUAGAAAUCGUAGUCCGAGCCAGAGCAGUACCGUUGAGUCGUCGCCGGCGAUAAUGGUGGAGAACUCGCCGCUGGCGGUGACGUUGGACUCAUCAUCGUUGGAUCUCAGCAUUGGUGGAUCCGAUAGCUUACUUAUUAACGGUGUGGGUAGGUUUUUAGGUGUGACACCGGUGAAACAUAUGUACUAUUUGGAAGCUCUGCAACGAUCGGGAGUGAUUUCUUUAUAUAAAAAAAGUUGCCAGAAAACGGUGGAGUUUAUUGUCGAUGUUGGUGAAGGUGGCUUCGGCGAGUCGAGUUCGUCGUCGGUGAAAAAGGAAAAAGGGACUUGA
Molecule: messenger RNA, 561 nt
Organism: Nicotiana tabacum (common tobacco)
Lineage: Eukaryota; Viridiplantae; Streptophyta; Magnoliopsida; Solanales; Solanaceae
Source: RefSeq, a predicted model, not a curated record